UUGGGUCCGAGAUUCUGAGCUCUGGAUUCGCAACGAGUGCUGCUUUGACACGGUGACACGAAAGAAAGAAGAAACACUAAAAAGUGUGGUGGCCAAUAGGCAGAGAACAUGGCAUUUACGAAUUACAACUAUGAUUUCUUUCUAAAAAUUGUUUUCGUUCUAAAAAUGAGUGCCUGUUAGAUUCUUCGGUUGUAAGUAAUUAUUGGGGGUCGCCUUUUGUUGUGGUAAGGAAUUUGAAUUUGAUUAUUUGCUUUUAUGGUCCCUGGCCCCGAGACUUUUUCCUAUAUAAAAGAGCGAGAUAUAGCGGCAAUUGGAUACGCUGGCUUUCACUUCGUGUAUUUUUGAAGAAGACGAGGAGGCGGAGGAGGACGAGGUCAGCGUACCUCUCCUGGGACAAUCAUCAUCAUCAACAGCAAUAACCCAGGAAGAGGAAGUGAAUUACAUGGAUAACAACACUGGAGCCAAUGAUGAUUCUCGUCCUAGCAAAGUGUACGAUGAAGACGAGUUGGACGUGGAGAUCCCACAAACCGCUCAUCAGAUUAGCAAAGAUUCAUGGUUUCAAGCGGGUUUCGUCCUGACUACUGGUAUCAACAGUGCUUAUGUACUGGGAUAUUCUGGGACUAUCAUGGUUCCUCUGGGUUGGAUAUUUGGUAUAGUUGGUUUGAUAAUAGCCACUGCCAUAUCUUUGUAUGCAAAUUCUCUUAUUGCCAAGCUUCAUGAAUUUGGGGGCAAGAGGCAUAUCAGAUACAGGGACCUUGCAGGACAUAUAUACGGUAGGAAAGCUUAUUCUCUUACAUGGGCACUACAAUAUGUCAAUCUUUUCAUGAUUAACACUGGUUAUAUCAUUUUGGCUGGUUCAGCCCUAAAGGCUGUCUAUGUUCUUUUCAGGGAUGACCAUAUCAUGAAGCUCCCCUACUUUAUUGCCAUAGCUGGGUUUGUAUGUGCCUUGUUUGCCAUAUGCAUACCCCAUUUGUCAGCACUUAGGUUUUGGUUGGGAUUUUCAACAUUCUUCAGCCUGAUUUAUAUAAUCAUAGCGUUCGUGCUGUCGCUUCAAGAUGGAAUCGAAGCACCUGCCAGGGAUUAUAGCAUUCCAGGAACCGCAACAAGCAAAAUCUUUACAACAAUAGGGGCAGCUGCUAAUCUUGUUUUUGCAUUCAAUACUGGAAUGCUUCCAGAGAUACAGGCAACAGUGAGGAAGCCUGUUGUUGACAACAUGUUAAAAGCUUUGUACUUCCAGUUCACAGCAGGGGUAUUACCAAUGUAUGCUGUUACUUUUGUCGGGUACUGGGCUUAUGGAUCUUCUACAUCAUCUUACUUGCUCAACAAUGUCACUGGUGCAGUUUGGGUCAAGACGAUGGCCAAUAUUGCUGCCUUCCUGCAAACAGUCAUUGCUUUGCAUAUAUUUGCAAGUCCAAUGUAUGAGUAUUUGGAUACUAAAUUUGGGAUUAAAGGAAGCGCUUUGUCAGCUCGCAACUUGUCAUUCAGAAUUACAGUGAGAGGUGGUUACCUAGCUAUUAACACACUGGUUGCAGCUCUUUUGCCAUUCCUCGGAGAUUUCAUGAGCCUCACAGGGGCAAUCAGCACAUUUCCUCUGACGUUUAUCCUUGCAAACCACAUGUAUCUAGUAGCAAAGAAGACCAAACUCACGUCUUUACAGAAGCUAUGGCAUUGGCUCAAUGUUUGCUUCUUUGGCUGCAUGUCUAUUGCUGCAGCAAUUGCAGCCUUGAGGCUCAUUGCAGUAGAUUCCAAAACAUACCAUGUUUUUGCUGAUUUAUGAUUAGACUUCUUCUCUAGUCGCCUGUCUUCUUUUUUCCCCCACAAUUAUUAUUCGACUCUUGAUUGACAUCUUGGCAUUUUAUUAGGCUCAGUGCUUUAAGCAUAGAAGGCCAAGCAUAUGAUUCUUGUCCCAUUUAGGGUACUUCGACCCAGAGAUGUAUGUACCACAUAAUCCAGGGUGAAGCAUAGUUGAAAAGAAUGGGAUUUAUUUUCGCUGGUGUAA
Messenger RNA from Quercus robur (English oak), 1999 nucleotides. Its product is annotated as proline transporter 2. The coding region runs from base 443 to 1777 and encodes 444 amino acids. Lineage: Eukaryota; Viridiplantae; Streptophyta; Magnoliopsida; Fagales; Fagaceae. Gene Ontology annotation, cellular component: plasma membrane. The transcript has 7 exons. The record is from RefSeq and is a predicted model, not a curated record.